AUGACGAUGAUGAUUCAGCGCGUGAACGCCAACUCGCCGGCACAGGCCGUGAAGAGCCGCGCACGCGGGCCGACGAUUACGCAGCUGCGUGCCAAGCAGGCCGCUCUUGUGGCCGCAUCCGAGCUCGCGGCUUCGAGUGAUGCCGAGGCGAGUGUGGUAAGGCACUCGCCCGUUGACGAAGCCAAGCGGUGGGCAAGCGGCAAAGGCCGCAAAGUGGGCUUCGCAAAAGCACGUGCCACCUUCCGUGGCGGCGGCACGGGAAUCGCGGCGACGGCGGCGAAGCACGACUCGCUCAUCAAGAAGGCCCGCUGGCGCGGCACGGCUCUCCGCUGGGCCUGGCACUGGACGGCGACAAUCGUGGGCGCCAGGCACUCGCUCGCCACCGCCAUCACGAGCGAAGCUGCACAAGCAGGCGCGUGCGCUCUCUGA
Messenger RNA from Emiliania huxleyi CCMP1516, 429 nucleotides. RefSeq lists its product as hypothetical. NCBI's taxonomy places the organism in Eukaryota, Haptophyta, Isochrysidales, Noelaerhabdaceae. The coding region runs from base 1 to 429 and encodes 142 amino acids. The record is from RefSeq and is a predicted model, not a curated record. The transcript has 2 exons.